AGAAAAACACAACAAAUAUUCUGAAUUUUCUUACCUUUCAUUCAUACGAAUUUACAGAACACAAGCAAGAGAUUCAAGCUGGCAGAGUGAUGAAACGAAGCCCCUGCACGCCUAACUUUCAACUUCAUUAUCAAAUUACCAGUAGAUCUCAACCGCCAUUAUUUGCAUCCAUUCUCGAUCUCUGAUCUCUGCGCCCGAUUGAAUUGAGAGAUUGAAAAUUGAUUGAUUAGGGGGAAAUAUAUGGCCGGAGCAGCGUCGGCGCUGUUCCUACUGGAUAUAAAGGGUAGGGUUCUGGUGUGGCGCGACUACCGUGGUGACGUCUCCGCCGUACAAGCUGAACGCUUCUUCACCAAGCUCAUUGAGAAAGAGGGUGAUCCAGCGUCUCAGGAUCCUGUUGUAUUUGAUGAUGGUGUGACAUAUAUGUUUAUACAACACAACAAUGUGUAUCUGAUGACAGCAUCACGGCAGAACUGCAAUGCUGCGAGCCUUCUUCUAUUCCUACAUCGUGUAGUUGAUGUCUUUAAACACUACUUUGAAGAGUUAGAAGAGGAAUCACUUAGAGAUAAUUUUGUUGUAGUGUAUGAGUUACUUGACGAAAUCAUGGAUUUCGGCUACCCACAAUACACUGAAGCAAAGAUUCUAAGUGAGUUCAUAAAAACAGAUGCUUAUAGAAUGGAAGUUGCGCAGAGGCCUCCAAUGGCUGUCACAAAUGCAGUAUCGUGGCGCAGCGAAGGUAUACGGUACAAGAAGAAUGAAGUCUUUCUUGAUGUUGUGGAGAGUGUCAAUAUACUAGUAAAUAGCAAUGGCCAAAUAAUCAGGUCAGACGUCGUCGGUGCACUAAAAAUGCGAACAUACUUGAGUGGUAUGCCAGAGUGUAAGCUUGGGCUGAAUGAUAGAGUUCUGCUGGAGGCACAAGGGCGCGCCACUAAGGGAAAAGCUAUUGAUCUGGAUGACAUCAAGUUUCAUCAGUGUGUGCGCUUGGCUCGAUUUGAAAAUGACCGUACGAUAUCCUUCAUACCACCUGAUGGAUCCUUUGAUCUCAUGACUUACAGGCUCAGCACGCAGGUGAAGCCUCUAAUAUGGGUAGAAGCUCAGGUAGAAAGACAUUCCAGAAGCCGCAUAGAAAUUAUGGUAAAAGCCAGGAGCCAGUUCAAGGAGCGCAGUACUGCAACUAAUGUUGAAAUUGAAAUGCCCGUGCCACCUGAUGCCACAAAUCCAAGCGUCCGUUCAUCAAUGGGGUCUGCUUCUUAUGCACCAGAAAGUGAUGCAUUAGUUUGGAAAAUAAAAUCUUUCCCAGGUGGUAAGGAAUAUAUGUUGAGAGCAGAGUUUAGGCUUCCCAGUAUAACAUCUGAAGAAGCGACUCCUGACAGGAAGGCUCCUAUACGAGUGAAGUUUGAAAUACCAUAUUUUACUGUUUCGGGAAUACAGGUUCGUUACUUGAAAAUCAUUGAAAAAAGUGGGUAUCAGGCUCUUCCAUGGGUGAGAUAUAUUACAAUGGCUGGUGAAUACGAGCUGAGGCUCUCGUGAUCGCUCCUUUUGCCUACUGUAAUUCUGCAGCAGAAUCAUGGAUGUUACCUCAAUUAAUGCAGGGAGAUCAACACACAUGGACAUCAUCUCUCCCCGCUUGAAGAGAGACACUGGAGAAAAUGACUCCCAUCUAAUAGUUUUAGUCUAUCUGCUUAUUGAUCCAUUGUCUGAGAGUUUAUGAUAGUUGGUGGCACAAAACUCAUCUGCUUACUUAUGAUGAAAAUGCAAGUCUUGAACCUAGAUAACAUUUGUGCUUGUCUUGUAUGAUAUUGUACUUUAAAAACAUUACAUUGACACAAACUGCAAGUGUUGCUUAUGGAGCUCUUUUGUAUUUGGUCAUUACUUCA
Molecule: messenger RNA, 1874 nt
Organism: Sesamum indicum (sesame)
Lineage: Eukaryota; Viridiplantae; Streptophyta; Magnoliopsida; Lamiales; Pedaliaceae
Product: AP-1 complex subunit mu-2
Biological process (GO): vesicle-mediated transport; intracellular protein transport
Cellular component (GO): clathrin adaptor complex
Source: RefSeq, a predicted model, not a curated record